CACAGAUUUCAACACACUCCACAGUAACUAUAGCUAGAUAGAGCAACGUCUUUCACAUUACACAUACACCUGUCUCACUGUUGCCAUGCCAACAUCGCGAGGAGAGGGACAAGAACCCGACCACCCCACCACCACCAUCCUACGCCGCGGCGGGGGCGACGGUGGUGGCACCGGCGGGGACGCCGCCGGGGACGGCGGCGCCGCGCCGAGGCAGGUGUGGGUGCCCGGCCCGGUCAUCGUCGGCGCCGGCCCGUCGGGGCUGGCGACGGCGGCGUGCCUCAAGGCGCGCGGCGUGCCGUCGCUGGUGCUGGAGAAGGACGCGUGCGUGGCGGCGUCGUGGCGGCACCGCACGUACGAGCGCCUCCGGCUGCACCUGCCGCGGUGCUUCUGCGAGCUCCCGCUCUUGCCGUUCCCGCCCGGCACGCCGCCGUACCCGACGCGGGACCAGUUCGUCGCCUACCUCGACAGCUACGCGCGGGUCUUCGGCAUUGCGCCCCGCCUCGGCGCGCGCGUCCGCAGCGCCGCCUACGACGCCGCCAUCGGGUUCUGGAGGGUCACCGCAGACGAGGGCGCGGAGGGCGGCGGCGCCACGGCCACGGAGUUCGUGUCGCGGUGGCUCGUCGUGGCCACCGGCGAGAAUGCGGAGCCAGCGUGGCCGGAGGGCGUCGAGGGGAUGGACGGCUACCGCGGCGUGGCCAUGCACACGAGCAGCUACAAGAAGGGGGACGAGUUCAGGGGCAAGAAUGUGCUCGUCGUCGGCUGCGGCAACUCCGGCAUGGAGGUCAGCCUCGACCUCUGCAACAAUGGUGCCAAGGCCUCCAUGGUUGUCAGGGACAAGCUUCAUGUGUUGCCCAGGGAGAUACUAGGCAUUUCGACAUUUGGCCUCUCUGUGUUCCUUCUCAGGUGGCUCCCCAUAAAGCGGGUUGAUUCUGUGCUGCUCUUCUUCUCUAGAUUGAUCCUUGGAGACACUGAAAAAUACGGUCUCCCGCGACCAAAGAUCGGGCCACUUCAAAUCAAGAGUUCAACUGGUAAAACACCAGUACUCGACAUAGGAGCUCUGAGAAAAAUAAAAAAUGGAGAAAUAAAGGUGGUCCCAGCAAUCAACCGGUUCACAGAGAAUGGUGCUGAGUUUAUAGAUGGCCACAGAGAGGACUUCGAUGCCGUCAUCUUCGCUACCGGGUACAAAAGCAACGUGCCUUCAUGGCUCAAGGAGGAGGAGUUCUUCAGUCAUGCUGAUGGGUUCCCAAGGAAGCCAUUCCCACACAGUUGGAGGGGCAAGAAUGGCCUCUACGCCGCCGGCUUCACCAGGAAGGGCCUCAUGGGCACCUCCUAUGACGCUCUGAGGAUCGCCGGCGACAUCGUGGACCAGUGGACCGAGGCCUUUGCAAGCCCCACUGCUGCUCACAGAAGCAGUGACCACGGUGCUUGAGACGCACAUCAUUAUGGGCGCCGCGCGCGGACCCGUCUCCGGUCCAUAGGUGAUAGGUAUUGGUGCCGAUCUCUAGAUUGGUUAUGUUUCUGGUGUCAUAAAUCUUCAGCUGUUAAUUUUUUGUUUCCAUUUUACUUCCUGUGUGAGAACUUGUUGUGACUGGAGGUGCAUGUGUGUGUAUAUGUGUGAGAUAAACUCUUUAUGUAACCACAAUAGUAGCAGUGGAAUAUAAGGUGUGUGUAGGUUUGGUGUUCA
Molecule: messenger RNA, 1684 nt
Organism: Panicum hallii
Lineage: Eukaryota; Viridiplantae; Streptophyta; Magnoliopsida; Poales; Poaceae
Product: indole-3-pyruvate monooxygenase YUCCA2-like
Exons: 4
Coding region: 86-1429 (447 amino acids)
Molecular function (GO): flavin adenine dinucleotide binding; monooxygenase activity
Source: RefSeq, a predicted model, not a curated record